CCUGGCCUCAGGUAGCAGGAGGCCACCGUGCGAUUGCUCGAGAUCCACGUCGGGGUCGCCGUCGUGGAGGCGCGGCUCCUCUAGCUGAAGGUCUUCUAGCUGCGUGAGGAGAACGACAGGCCCAGGAGUCGGAGCCCAGGUGGUCGAACUCUUCUUACACCUUCAGCGCAGCCCAUUCGAGGUUUCUGUGAUACUAGGAGAUGGAUAAUACAACGUUGAACAGGUCACAACACACAAGUGGGGCAGCAUUGCAGUUCAAGUUCGAGAUGUUGAAACGGAUUACUAAUAGUUUUUCUGAGGACUGUAUAAUUGGUUCUGGUGCAUAUGGAGUGGUUUACAAGGGAGUAUUGGACAAUGGGGUAAAGAUUGCUGUGAAGAAGCUUAUAUACAAGCCUCCAGAUCAUGACAGCAAGAAACAAUUUCAUAAUGAGUGUACUAACCUUAUGAGAGUCCAACAUCAUAAUAUUGUGCGGUUAGUUGGCUACUGCUACGAAACCUAUCAUCAAUUAGUUGAAUACGGUGGAAACUAUGUUUUUGCUGAGCAGAAUAAAAGAGCUCUGUGCUUUGAAUACUUGGAGGGUGGAAGCCUUGACAAACACAUCUCUGACGAGCCAUGCAGACUUGACUGGGACGUGUGUUACAAAAUAAUUAAGGGAGUCUGUGUGGGCUUAGAUCACCUCCACAAUGGAUACAAAGAAUCUAUUUUCCAUUUGGAUUUAAAAUCUGCUAAUAUAUUGUUGGAUAAAAACAUGAUGCCUAAAAUUGGAGAUUUUGGUUUAUCAAGAUUCUUUUCAACAAUCGAAACAUGUACAACAACAACACCUUUGGGAACAAUGGGAUACACACCACCAGAAUACGUCAACAAACAAGAAGUCUCACCUAAAUAUGAUGUAUUUAGUUUGGGUGUUGUAAUUAUACAUAUAAUGGCAGGACGCAAGCACUACUAUGACUAUGUGGAUACUCCAUCCAAAAUCAUUGAACUUGUAUGUGAAAGUUGGGGAAAAAGGCUACAUGCAACGAUGUGGUCACAAGCAUCACAAGAAGUUAAGACAUGCAUCGAAAUAGCGUUAAGAUGUGUGAAGUCUGACCGACAGGAAAGACCUACUAUAAGAAAUAUUGUUGAUGAUCUUAAUAGGAUUGACAUUGCAAAAUUGCCGCUUACUUACGAGGCCACUAGCUUACAAAGCAGGGAGGCCUUGGACUAUAACCGAUACACAACCUCAGUUUUGAUGGGGGUGCAUGACAAUGCCACCCUGCUUGAUUCAGUGGAGGAUAUAGACUAUAUACUUGAAGUUCCAAAGGUGGUAGGAGUCAAUGAUAGGUCGAUGCAUGACCCGCAUGAGUCCAUCUCCAUCAUGAGGGAUCCGGCGUCCCAUGCUAUUGGAGGCAAUGGAUCUAGAGCUAUUUCGCAGCCUCGAGAUGUGACCCACACAACUGAGGUCGACAUCUUCGACAAUGGCCAUCGUAGGAGGAACCCAAAUCUAAGGGCGGAAGGAAACAUUUAUACUCAUGUCACCAUGGAUACUAUUGGCAAUCUUUUUCAGUGGGCUAGAUCUACCAUUUCAUCCCAAUGGAGAGGCACACAGGAGAAAGUGUUCCACGAUGAAUUAUUUCGCCUUGAGAGUGGCCUACAACACCUUAUGGAUACUCUUCCCGCCAUGUAUGACCUCAUUGAUCGAGCUGAGUGGAGGAGCCACAAACAUCGUGUUGCUGAGUACCUCGCAAAACUCAAGGAUACGGUGUAUGAUGCCGAUGACCUUCUUGAUGAGUUCAGAUGGUAUAUGCUAAAGGUGAAAGUGGGGGGGAAUGGAAGGCAAUCUCCAUCCAUGGACUUCUUCAAUAACGUCAUUCAAGGAAGCUUUACCAAGUUAGUGAAUGGUAUCCAGGAUAGGCUGGGUAAUAUUUCCAGCCACCUUUUAAAUAUGGGAUUACAUCAAGUAACAAUACGGUUUGACAAAUCAGUCAGGCUAGAAACUAGCUCUUUUCCGGAUGAACCAGAAAUAUUUGGCCGUGACAUGGAGCUAGAGAUGAUAAUUCAAUUUCUAUGUGAACCUACAAAUAGUAGCAGCGCUAAGCCCAAAUCUCAGAAAGGAAAUAGUACAAUCGAUGUAUCAACAAGGACAUCAGCAAGUAACCAAGUUAGCAAUCAAUCAAGCAUAAUAAAUCUUAUCGUGUUACCAAUAGUUGGAAUUGGUGGUGUUGGAAAGACCACUUUGGCUCAACAUAUUUGUAGGCAUGGACGAGUGGAGUCUAAAUUUGACCUGAUAAUUUGGGUUUACGUAUCAGAUGACUUCGAUGUGAAGAGGUUAACUAAAGAGGUCAUAGAGUCCUGUACUAGAAAACAAGCAACAACUGAAAAUUUGAAUUCUCUUCAAAAUGUUCUUUCUGAUAUUGUGAGUAGGAAAAGAUUCUUGAUUGUCCUUGAUGAUAUGUGGGAUGAUGUUUUGAAGGAAAAUGGCCAGUGCUGGAAGAGAUUUUGUGCACCUUUAAAGAAUGCUCUACCAGAAAGUGUGAUGUUGGUCACUACAAGAUCUCAGAAGGUUGCUGACAGAGUGGGCACGAGGGGUCCCAUUCCAUUGGAAGGUUUGGAGCAUGAUGUCUUUUGGGAUUUCUUCAAACUAUGUGUGUUUGAAUCUAGGAGCUCCGGUAAUGAUGAUCCUGAGUUGGAGGGCAUUGGCAGGAGCAUAGUUCCUAAGUUGAAGGGUUCUCCUUUGGCCGCCAAAACUCUUGGACGGAUAUUAAGAAUGAACCUUCAAGCAGAACACUGGAAUGAUAUACUAGAGAGUGAACUGUGGAAGUUGAGGCAGCAUGAGACUGAAAUCUUGCCAGUCCUUCGGUUGAGCUACAUGUAUUUACCAUUCCACUUGAAGAGAUGCUUCUCAUUUUGUGCCGUGUACCCAAAAGAUUACAUAUUUCAAAAACGUUAUUUAGUUAAAAUUUGGGUGGCAUUAGGAUUUGUGGAACCUCAAGUUGACAUUCCUGUUCUAGAUAUUGGAUGUCAAUACUUUGAUGACCUUUUAUAUAGGUCCUUCUUUCAGGAAGUUUUUGAUGGAUACGUAAUCCAUGACUUGCUGCAUGAUAUGGCACAGAAAGUAUCAGAAGGUGAAUGCUUCAUCGUAAAAGGAACAAGUGACUUCGAAAAGAUUCCGCUAAAUGUUCGCCAUUUGUCAAUACUCUCUAGCAGAGACAUCAACUAUUCCCAUUUGUUGGGUCUACGUCAUUUCAAGAAGCUCCGUACCUUUCUGUGCGACAUGCAUUUGGCAAAUAAGGAGACUCCAGCUAGUUUAAUGGCAGAUUGGUGUGGUGAACUUCUGCGUCUGCGUGUGAUUGUUUUUGUCUCUACCCAUGAGUUACCAGCUAGUAUUGGUAACUUGAAACAUCUUCGGUUCCUUCAAAUCUCUGAAGAUUGCCCUUUCAAGAGUCUUCCAGCGGAGUUAUAUUCGCUCUAUAAUCUGCAGAUUUUAUGUAUCAAGAAAUGCAAGCUUGAAAGCUUGCCUACUGACUUCAACAAGCUGAUAUGCUUACAAAGAUUUGAAUCACAUGGCUUUCUCUGUUGUUCAAUAUUUAGAAGAUUUCAGAAAGAAGAUUUUUUUUACAGAGUAUCGGUUGAUGCAGACCUAGGAUUUAGGUUUAUCAAGAAUAUUAACCAACUCCGUGAAUUGUGGAUAUAUAAUAUUAGCAAGCCAAUAAGCAAGGAGGAGGCAUCAGAAGCCCAACUACACAAUAAGAAGUAUCUUGAAAAGCUGAUCCUGAAAUGGCCUUUGUUGAGGGAUCCAGAGGACAUUGACAUAGAAGUGCUUCGGUUUCUACAACCUCCCACCUGCCUCAAGUCUCUCUUCCUCCUUGGUUAUCCAGGUGUGUCACUUCCAUGCUGGUUUCAGCCACAGACUUUGCAAAGCUUAGCGUCACCUUCAUUUAUCAGUUUUGAUGGACUCAGGAGAUCAUCACUACCCAGUAUCACACAUCUAAUCAUUGAUGGGUGCAACAAUUUAUCAUGCUUUGAACCUUUUAUACAUCCAUCUUACAUACCAGCCCUCAAGAAAAUGAGAAUUAGAAAUUGCAAGAAGUUAGUAUCAAUAUCAGCUGAAAGAUUUGAGGAUUUCCGUUGCCUUGAAGAAUUGGAGGUGCAGGGAUGUCUAAAUAUAAAAUUCCAAAAUUUGGUUGCACCCUCUCUCAAGAGGCUUGUGCUGGGUAAGAUGAAUGAUUGGACUUACUCUGAUACCUGUGGAAAUCUCACAGACAAUGUCGAUUGCUGCUCCGUCACCUACUUUUUAUUGUCAUGCUUCUACCUCACAUCCAUCCAACUACAGAAGUGGAAUCUUCCAGCACUAAGGGAGUUGCAUAUUUUAGGAUGUGGAUCUCUUACAUCUAUUAUUGGACAAUCUGGACAGGUCAUCAGAGGUACUGGUGGCGUUAGAGCAUUCCCAUCUCUUACUUCCCUAACGGUUGACCUUUGUAAGCAACUGCCAACCAUUGACGAUCUCCUGGCAGAAGAAUAUCUACCUGUCAUCCAGAGAAUUCAUGUUAAACGUUGUUCUAAGUUAGUGUCCCUGCCUGGUGAAAGGUUUGGGAAGUUUUCUUCUCUGAAGGAAUUAGAGAUCUCUGCUUGCCGUAGUCUCAGCUGGACGAUGGGAUUUGUUUUACCAUCUUCCCUCCAGAUUCUGACUUUGCAUGAUUGUGGGGAUAUCUCUGCAUGGGUUCCCAGCUGUCUACAGAACCUUGCAUCCCUUGCUACACUAAAGAUUAGUGUAUGCCGGGAUAUAACAUCCAUUCCAGGCAACCUUUGGAGAACUAAUCUCACAUCACUUGAGAACUUAAGGAUUUCUGACUGUGAAGACAUUGUAUCAAUUGGUGGAGAAAACGCAAUUUCAGAAAUAAAAAAUGUGUGCAUUGACAGAUGUCCAAAGUUGGAGGAAAUAGUGCAGCCCAUGGAAAGGCAGCAGCGUAGAAUCAUGAGUCUGGAGCCAGCAGUCUUCCCCUAUGCAUGGUGAUUUGGCAGAAAACAUCUUACAUGCUUGCUCAAUAGAGCAUUCUGCUACAAAGGGAAGAAAGAGAGAAAAUGGUAGUAGUGGUGAAGAAGCUGGAGAAAUUAGCUCGUGCUCCACCACUGCUGUUGUGGCUGGAUCCUGCGUAGCUCCUAAAAAGCGGGCAAAGAUGCAGAUGGAGGUGGUGUUACAGAAUCAUCUUCGUGCUGAUGGAGAGACCUGGGAGAUCACUGGGCAGGACCUGGCGAGAACCUUGGAGGCAAAUGCUAUGCUUUAGGGUGAUGCCUAAGUUGUAGUCUGCUCUGGGACUCUGGGUCAGUCCGCUUGAGGAGGGGUUUCUGCUAGUGUUUUGUAAUGCGGUGUGGUCAGCCUUGGUUGUAAUGUUGGCCUUAAACCACGUGCUAGGUUUGGUAGUUUGGAGGCUGUGCUAUGAGCUCUCCCGAGACUUGUUAUGCUGAAUGAUGUA
Molecule: messenger RNA, 5451 nt
Organism: Lolium rigidum
Lineage: Eukaryota; Viridiplantae; Streptophyta; Magnoliopsida; Poales; Poaceae
Product: putative disease resistance protein RGA1
Exons: 11
Coding region: 201-4991 (1596 amino acids)
Biological process (GO): protein phosphorylation
Molecular function (GO): ADP binding; ATP binding; protein kinase activity
Source: RefSeq, a predicted model, not a curated record